CAUGAUGUCCUAUCUAUCAACCUUACGAUUAAUGACCAGGCGUUGUCAUAUUACAAUAAUAUCUAAUCUAUUGUUUCUACUGUCAGUGGCAUGCCAUGCAGCAGAGUUUAUGCCUUCAGAAAGUUAAUUAUUCUUGGACAUCCAAGAUCUACGGAAAUCAAAUAUUAUAUGCUAUUCUUGCUUUUGUUUACACCUGCCAGUAUCUGUCAAAGAGUUUAUAUAUGAGGUCUAAUUCUCUGUCUAGAGCUUUCCAAAUCACAUCUCCACUUGUUAACACACCCUGGUGGUGAUAUUGAUACCCUACACUUAUAGUUAUUGAUAUUCAGUACAAUCAUUCUAUCUCUUGUCCUUUAGUUACAUUCCACUGCGGCUGCUAGCUCGGAGAUGGAUUCCAUUAAACUACUCUUCCUCUCUCCGGAGGUCAACCCAAGUAACCGAAAGGCCAGGUCAAUCCCGAUACUCAACCCAUUCGACAAAUAUGGACGUGUCUACUUCUUUUCAUGGCUUGGUUUCAUGGUGGCAUUCCUAUCGUGGUAUGCUUUUCCGCCUCUGUUGACGGUCACGAUCCGCCAAGACUUGAAGAUGACGCAGACCGAAGUUGCCAACUCGAACAUUGUUGCGCUUUUAGCGACGUUACUCGUUCGAUUCGUCGCAGGGCCGCUCUGCGACCGGUUUGGUCCUCGUCUAGUAUUCAUUGGCCUCCUACUGUGCGGGUCCAUUCCAACUGUGAUGGCUGGGCUUGUCACCAAUGCUCAGGGACUGAUCGCCUUACGCUUCUUUGUCGGCAUCCUGGGAGGCACAUUCGUUCCUUGCCAGGUCUGGUGUACUGGGUUCUUUGACAAGAAGAUCGUCGGAACCGCCAACUCCCUGGCUGCAGGAUGGGGAAAUGCCGGCGGCGGCAUCACGUACUUCGUCAUGCCCGCCGUCUUCGACUCACUCGUCCACAACCAAGGCCUCCCAUCUCACAAAGCCUGGCGAGUAGCUUACAUCGUGCCUUUUAUCAUCAUUGUCGUCAUAGCCGUCGCAAUGCUUUUCACCUGCGAAGACACCCCAACAGGGAAAUGGUCCGAACGCCACCUCUGGGCCGAAGAAACCAGCAGAUUCGACGGCAAUAUCGUCAAUAUCAACUCUGGCAUCUCAUCCAGCCAGCCAUCCAGCCCACCAUCCAUAACCAACAUCGUCGCCGACAUCGAAAAGAAAGGCAACCCUUCCCCACCCGAGUCCAUAGCUCCAAUGUCGGGCCAGCUCGAAUCCCUCCGCACCGACACCGUCGUAGCCCCAACCUUCAAAGAAGCCAUGAAUGUCCUCCUCAGCCUCUCCACCGCCGCCGUCGCAAUCCCCUACGCCUGCUCUUUCGGUGCAGAACUCGCUAUCAACUCCAUCCUCGGUGAAUUCUACGCCGAAAACUUCCCCUACAUGGGUCAAACCCGGACAGGCCAGUGGGCCGCCAUGUUCGGCCUUCUCAACGUGGUCUGCCGCCCCGCCGGCGGCUUCAUCGCAGAUCUCCUCUACCAGCACACGCAGUCCGUCUGGUCCAAGAAGAUCCUCCUCUCCUUCCUAGGCGUCGCAAUGGGCGCCUUCCAGCUCGCGCUCGGAUUCUCCGAUCCAAAAAGCGAAGCUACCAUGUUCGGACUCACAGCCGGCCUGGCUUUCUUCCUGGAGGCGUGUAACGGUGCUAACUUCGCCGUUGUACCGCACGUUCAUCCCUUUGCUAACGGCAUCGUCUCCGGCGCAGUAGGCGGAAUGGGUAACCUCGGAGGUAUCAUCUUCGCUAUCAUAUUCCGGUACAACGGCGCGCACUACGCGCGCUCGCUCUGGAUAAUCGGGAUCAUUGCCAUCGCGGCCAACCUGGCUGUUGCUUGGAUUCGGCCGGUGCCGAGACGUCAGACGGUAUGAUUUUGUUUCUAAGUUUCUUUCUAGAUAUGAGUUAUGAAGAUAUAUAUGGCAGUAAUUUUUUUUUUCGGGAAUACCUGGCGCCCUGUAUGUAUCUAUUUGAGUUGGAUAAUGGCGUUAUACAAAUAUUGAUAUUGAUAUAAUACUAGUUAAAUAAAUUAAGUUUUGUUGAACUAUA
This is a messenger RNA of Aspergillus caelatus, 2071 nucleotides long. Its product is annotated as MFS transporter. The transcript is spliced from 5 exons. Bases 385 to 1896 code for a protein of 503 amino acids. Gene Ontology annotation, cellular component: membrane. NCBI's taxonomy places the organism in Eukaryota, Fungi, Ascomycota, Eurotiomycetes, Eurotiales, Aspergillaceae. Gene Ontology annotation, molecular function: nitrite transmembrane transporter activity; nitrate transmembrane transporter activity. Gene Ontology annotation, biological process: nitrate transmembrane transport; nitrite transport. The record is from RefSeq and is a predicted model, not a curated record.